AAAAAUAGUGAGUACUGAGCAGAGACUAGAGAGUAGAGAGAGAGAGAGAGAGAGCUCGGUGGCGCUAGGGCACAUAGUUGCAGGCAGAGAGAGAGAGAGAGAAAUGGAGGGCGGAGACGAAGGAGUGGAGAUGGUAGCGGAGACGAAGGAUCUUCAGCAGCAGACUAAGGCCUUCGACAAGCUCACCGACCGCGUCGAAGAUCGCCAGCUCGAUUCCACUCGCGUCCAAGAGGCCAUGGCCUCCAUUGCUGCCUCUGCUCAAGCUGACUGGAACGCCAUGCGUUUAAGGGAGAAAGAAUUAGCAGCUGUUAAGAUAAAUGCAGCUGAUGUUGAUAUAAUUGCAAAUGAACUGGAGUUGGAUAAAAAGGUAGCAGAAAGAACUUUGCGCGAGCAUAAAGGUGAUGCAGUUGCUGCCAUUCGUCACUUGCUUCAGUAGAAUGGUGGGAAUGAAGAAGGGUUUAAUAUUUCGGAGGAUCUUAUAUAUUGCCCUAUAUUGUUCUGCAUUGAGAGAUCACAAUGUAUAUCAAGACCUCAACUUUUCCCAUAAAUCACCAAGUGAAAUUUUGAAGUGAUCUAUGUACCCCAAAAAAAAAAAAAAGAGAAACCAAAAUCUGAUGAUAAAGCCACGUUUUUCAUCAGGAUCUUAUAAUGUUUCUAGUUUUUCCAUUUAUCACUUGAAAAGCCUGCUUUUUUACUUGCUCCUUUUUCCAUUGUUGUGGAAAACUGUAUGUGUAGAAUAGUGUUUUCUAUUGUGUGAAAUCUAUAUUGAUAAAGACCUAGAUUUUUUCUCUUG
Molecule: messenger RNA, 793 nt
Organism: Arachis duranensis
Lineage: Eukaryota; Viridiplantae; Streptophyta; Magnoliopsida; Fabales; Fabaceae
Exons: 3
Coding region: 104-436 (110 amino acids)
Biological process (GO): negative regulation of apoptotic process; protein stabilization
Source: RefSeq, a predicted model, not a curated record